AUGGUGCUGAGAAUGGCGAGACUCACUGAUGAUGCCGGCUACGAUGCUGGCGAAACGUCUGGGAAUGUACCACGUCCACGGUCCAACUCUGGAAAUGAUGAUGCAUACAAUGGACUCCGGACAAGUUGUUCUCAUCCAGGCCCCAGUGGACUGCAGUUUCGACCUCGUAACCACGCGUGUCAAGCUCCCAACCUGCACUGUCACGGUUCGACUCCCGCUGAGGGUGUUGAUCAGACCGAUGCGAGGUCGAAACUGCAGUCCACGGGUGCCUGA
Protopolystoma xenopodis is the source of this 273-nucleotide messenger RNA. The record is from the annotation of a GenBank genome assembly. Lineage: Eukaryota; Metazoa; Platyhelminthes; Monogenea; Polystomatidea; Polystomatidae.